This is a messenger RNA of Cornus florida, 2366 nucleotides long. RefSeq lists its product as uncharacterized. The coding region runs from base 271 to 2205 and encodes 644 amino acids. The record is from RefSeq and is a predicted model, not a curated record. NCBI's taxonomy places the organism in Eukaryota, Viridiplantae, Streptophyta, Magnoliopsida, Cornales, Cornaceae. Gene Ontology annotation, molecular function: protein binding. The transcript is spliced from 8 exons.
GUAGAAGGUUUCGAUUGGUAUCUCUUUGGUGCUUCUUGCUUUAGGUGGCAAGGUAUUAAUCCUUUCUUCUUCCACGCAGUUGUCUCAUCGAUCAUCUUCACUGUGAAGAUACUUCUAAACAAUAAUUACAAAUCAACCCGGAGAAAAGAUUGCCUUUGUCACAGGAGUGAGUGAUCUGUCCGGGCAUUGCCUUCAUCGCAAUCCUGUGCAAGUAAAGAAGACGGAGGGCUCUAAGGGCAUAUACUAAUAGAGCGACCAGUUCCAGCAAGCAUGGCAAGUAUACCAUCACAAUCACGGCCGAAAAGCGAUCCUAGUAACUCCAUCAGCAGCGAGCCUGUGGAAAACAAGACAGCAGAGAAAGAUCUCAGCUGGUACCUGCCAUUGUACAAAGCUGCAAUUAGAGGCGACUGGGAGAGUGCCAGAAGAUUUUUCGAGAUUGAUCCAGAUGCAAUCACAGCCAAGAUCACAAAAACCUUUGAUACGGUGCUCCUCGUGGCAGCUACAGGACAUUCAAUCCAUUUUUUGGAGAAGCUGGUGGAGUUAAUGUCACCGGAUGCACUGGCUUUGGCCAACACGGGUGGUGACACAGCCCUUCACGUAAUUUCAGGAGUCGGCAACAUUGAGGCAGCCAAGUUAUUAGUGAAGAAAAACCCAGACUUGCCUAAUAAAUGGAACAAUGUUAAACAACUACCUCUCCACUUUGCUGCUAUGGUUGGCCACAGGAAUAUGAUUUUGUGUUUAUUGACUAUCACCAGAGAAGAGAUGGAGCCAAAACCAUUUGAGAAUGAACCGGGUUCUAUGCUUAUGAGUUCAUUGAUAACUAGCGGAUUAUAUGAUGUCGCUCUACAUCUGCUCCAGCGCUAUCCUAAUUUGGCACGGGGUCAUCCAUCUCCUUUGAUUGCACUAGCACAAAAACCUUCUGCAUUCCCUAGUGGAAGUCGUUUAAACUGUUGGCAACAGUUAAUUUAUGCUCGUGUUCCUGCGAAGUUGGAAAAUUUCUCAGACCGUCAAAGUGGAGGAGACACGGAGAACCCAGCUGAUUAUUCUCAAGUGUGUGUACAAAUGAGCUGCUGCUCUCAAUUCUUUGGAGGAAACCACUCCCUUUCUGCAUGUCAAAAUUUGCAUAUAAAGCUCUGGAAAGUCAUCGAAAUAUUAGUGCCACAGAUCAAGCAUAUCCGAGCAACAAAAUUGAUGCAUCAUCAAGCACUUGAACUUAUCAAAUGCUUUUGCACGGAAGUCAUUAGUUUGGAUAACAAAAAAGCAUCCUUGAUAUUGAGAAAGCCAUUCCUUUUGGGGGUAGAGUUUGGAAUUCAUGAACUCGUAGAAGAGAUCGUAGAGUCAUUUCCUGCUGCAAUUUCUUUUGGGGACAAAGAGAACCAUGUGCUGUUCCAUCUUGCAGUUAUAAAUAGACAUGAAAAUGUUUUCAACCUCGUCUACCAAAUGGGAAAGUAUACACAAUUCUUAUCAAUGUUCACUGACAAAUCCGAGAAUAAUAUCUUGCAUCUGGCUGGAAAUUUGGCACCAAAACCCAAACUCAAUCUUGUUUCUGGCGCGGCCCUACAGAUGCAGCGGGAAUUACAAUGGUUUAAGGAAGUGGAGAAGUAUGUACUGCCUCCACACAAAGAAGUGAUGAACUCUAAGGGGAAGACACCUGCAAUGGUAUUUACUGAGGCACACAAUGAAUUGGUCAAGGAAGGAGAAAAAUGGAUGAAAGAAACAGCAACUUCAUGCACUGUUGCAGCAGCACUUAUUGCCACUGUAGUAUUUGCAGCAGCCAUUACAGUACCUGGAGGCAACAAUAGCGAUAGUGGCAUCCCAAUUUUCUCAAAAGAAAAGGGCUUUAUAAUCUUUGCCAUAUCAGAUGCAAUUUCUCUUUUCUCAUCUCUCUCGUCAAUAUUGAUGUUCUUGUCCAUUCUCACUUCUCGCUAUGCAGAAGUUGAUUUUCUCUAUGCCCUGCCCAAGAGGUUAAUCAUUGGUCUUGUAACCUUAUUUCUUUCUAUAACAUUCCUGAUGAUCACCUUCGGCGUAACAAUCUUUCUUGUGUUUGGCCAUAAGAAAGCAUGGGUUCUUAUUCCAGUGGCCGCAAUGGCCUGUCUACCAAUCACCUUAUUUAUAUCCUUGCAAUUUCCACUUCUUGUGGAUAUGAUCAAGUCCACAUAUAGCCCGGGCAUUUUUCGAAAGCAAAGUGAACGUAUCCUCCAGUAGAUCAAGCAGAAAAGACUGAGAAAUUUGAGAUUUUAUAUCCACAGGUAUUUUGUACUUUAUCAAAAACAGUGUGAAUUAACUGUCAUUUUUAUUUUCAAGUGAAUAUCUUCACGUUGUAUUCCAACAGGUCAUGUUCAAGUGUAUUUUGUUUGUUGUUUCCA